Messenger RNA from Aedes albopictus (Asian tiger mosquito), 3581 nucleotides. RefSeq names its product lactosylceramide 4-alpha-galactosyltransferase. The record is from RefSeq and is a predicted model, not a curated record. Gene Ontology annotation, molecular function: alpha-1,4-N-acetylgalactosaminyltransferase activity. Gene Ontology annotation, biological process: glycosphingolipid biosynthetic process. The transcript is spliced from 2 exons. NCBI's taxonomy places the organism in Eukaryota, Metazoa, Arthropoda, Insecta, Diptera, Culicidae. The coding region runs from base 427 to 1491 and encodes 354 amino acids.
AGCUCUACAAAAAAUAAACAGCAGAUUCUCAAACUUUGCAUACAAACAUUGAUCUCGUGCUUGGUGGUUCCUACAGAUAACGCGUUCUUAUCAGUUUUAUCAGAUCUUUCAGUGUAUGUGCCAGCUACGUUAAUCUACUCCGUCACCCAUAAGUGCAACUAUCAUGCUAGUGUUAACCAACGGUGCUGAUAAGGGCGAUAAAUCAUCCGACGUCGUCGCCGUCGACGUAAUUCGUCGUCAGUGUUAGUACCCGAACUCUGGCUGCCGCCCAAUCCGCUGCCGGAACCAACGCACAGCACAGCUCAGCAUUCGAUUAUCUUAUCUCUCUUUUGCGAAUCUCAUAAACGGACCGCGUAUAAGUUCGUUGCUUAUCCCCCACGUUCUACAUUUUAAGCUGCUUUAGUUGGUUGAUGAAGCUCUCGGAAAAUGGUUUCCAUCAAUCCGUUCCAUGCCAGUGGCAAAAUUCGACGGCGGGUAUACAUAUCGCUUGGCCUGCUGAUUGCCAUGCUGUACAUAAUGUACUCGAUCGAAAGUCAGCGUCCACACGAGAACUGCUUCGCCCGGGAGUUCCCAGAUCCGUUCCGGGUGCUGGAAGACGUCCAAAAGUCGCACAAACAGCCGAAACACGGACGGAAUAUCUUCUUCCACGAAACGUCCUGUUCGGCGGAUGGCGUGAUCAAGCUAAACGCCCGCCAAGCUUGUGCCAUCGAAUCGGCUGCCCGGAUGAAUCCGGACUGGAAUGCGUUCGUCCUGUUUGCCUCCCCGGUAGGAUUCCGGAACAGGAGUGCCCUCCCGCUGUUGGACGCUCUGCACGCAUACCCAAACAUCAACUUGAGGUACGUGAACCUGUCCACCUACGCCCAGCAUACGCCGCUGGAGGAUUGGAUGCGAAGCGGUGAAAUCUUCCGGUCCAAGUACAUGAACUCGCACCUGUCGGACAUAAUGCGCUAUCUGACGCUGUUCAAGUACGGCGGUACCUAUCUGGAUCUGGACGUGGUGGUACUGAAAUCGUUUAACGACAUGGAACCGAACUAUGCCGGGGCGGAAUCGGCACGAUGGGUGGCAGCCGGAGUCAUGAAUUUUGAGCCCGACGGACGGGGGCACGAGCUGGCGGAAAUGUGCGUCAGGGACCUACUGAUGAACUUCAACGGCCAGGACUGGGGCAACAACGGCCCGGGCGUCAUCACCCGGGUGCUGAAGCGUAUCUGCGAAACCCAGGCGCCACUGAUGAUGACCCGGGAGCGGUGCCGCCACUUCACCGUCUAUCCACCGGAGGCCUUCUAUGCGAUCAACUUCGAUGACUAUCUGCAGUUCUUCGAGGAACGCUGGCUGGAGCAGGCGCUGGCCACCGUCAACCGGUCGAUCGUGGUGCAUGUGUGGAACAAGUUCAGCAAGGAUCACAAGGUACGGGUGGGCUCUCGGGUGGCGUACGGGGUGCUGGCGGAGCAGUACUGUCCGCGGGUCUACAAAGCGAGCGGUGAGUUUUUCUAGUUUUUUAUUUGUAUAUGGGAAUUUCUGAGUGAAUGGGAACGCGUGUGAAGUUAUUUAUAUAUUAAGUUAAUGGUGUAAGGGAGAAGUAUUAGAAAACAGAAUUCCUACGAAGCGUAAAAUGUUGCAUUUUAAAGGAAGUUUAGUGGUAUUCGUUCAAAUGAAACUAUGCACAGUGCUGAUAUUUCGAAGUGUGAUAAGUGCACUGGGACAAAAUGUAGAAUCCACGUUUUUUUGGUAUUUGAGCACAUUUACGCUAUUUUUUAGUCAGUAAUCUAGGGUUAUUUUAAAAAUGGGAAAUAUGUCACACAUCACUUAGCGUGAGCUUCGUUUCGUUGGUCUCGCAUUUAAGAAGUCGUACAUUUUUUGCAUCAAAUUAACAUCACUUACAAAAAAAACAAAAGCAAUUAUUAAAAGAGUGAAUCUUUUCAUCGUUACAACAUUAUUCAACAUUUGUCGACUUAUUCACAAAAAUCACAACAAGGGGACUCACUAAACAGUUUAAAUUGCAGCGUAAGCCAUGAAUUUCGUUUAUUUGAAAUGUUUCAUGAAAUAGCGAAUGAAAUAAUCAAAGAUUGCCUUGGUGAUCGCGACGUUUAAUCAGAAUAAACUUUAAUCAGCGGUUUACGCUGUUAAGUGGACCCCCCUAAUGAUAAAUGUUUCCUCUCCUGUAUACCUACAUACUUCAGAAUCGGGAACCUUUAAGUAAAAACUUGACUCUUGGCUUGUAACAUCACGGAUGUUACCACAAAAAAAUCACCUACUUUUCUGUCACCAGGUAUUGUGUCUUUCUCAUGGAAAUAACUGCUUUGUUUCAUUAUAAGUUAACCAACAGCUUAAGGUUUUUGUUUGCCCCAGACAUACACACAUAUUAUCAAUCUAGUAGAAAUUCGGAUUUUUUGUAGAACUGGUCUGGCCGCAUGCAUAAGUUUCUCAUAUACCAUAUUUUCAGAUUCAGCUUCUGAAAUGAACUGUAAGUGGUUGAAUCUAGAUAUGUCGAAAUGAGAUUUUCAGCAAUGAUUGGAUCACUCAUACUGGCACCCUGUUCCAACAAAGAUUUUUUUUUUGUUCCAUCAAAACCAAAAUCCUCUCAGAAUCUUCAAAGUUUUGCUAUAAAGGAAACUGAAUGCUUAGGUAAACUGGGUUGAUCUAAACUGGUUUUUGUUAAUGUACACAAGCACAAUAAACAGUGACUUAACGUGGGAAAUCAUAACCUCGAAUAUACAUGAAACUUAAAAUACAAACACAUCACAAAGAGGCUACGUGUUGUACGUAAGAUUGAAAAACAAAAUCAAUAGAACUAAACAUCACUGAAGUUCAUAUAAACGUUUUUUCAAUCAUUAGAUUCCGCAAUCACACAUCACAUAUGACUGCACGUAAUUUAUUUAUAUUUAUGCAUACUAAGUUAAAGCUAUCGAUAUUUUUGAUCACUACCUAAUUUAGUUUUACUAUCUAGUUACGGGAAACGGACAGCGCAAGUUUAUUCGGCAUAACGUAAGAAAUGUUCUAUAUCUAAAAAAAGUUCUCUAAAAAGUAUCAAUCUCGAAUAGGCACGGAAUGCUUUAUGACGCUCCAUACAUGAAUUAGAGAUUAGAGUAUUUUUUUUUCCGAAAAAAGUAAGAGAUGAGCAAAACUCUGUUCCAAUUCACUAUUUAGUACCUAUAACGUAAUUUUUUGACUGUUUAAUAUUAUUAAUCAAUUUGCUAGCAAAAGAAAGAAAGUACGAAUGGCUGUUUGAGGGGUUUUACAAAACAAAAACCGUAUUAUUUAGAUUAAAAAAAAGAUAAAAUGUGCUCCGUGUAACUUCAAGAUCAUUAAUGAUUGCUCGCAAAUAAUACGUAUCUCCCUAAUAUGUUACUAUGCCGGUUUUGCUAAUUUAUUCUAUUGUUAAACAUUUGUAUAUCUAUAUUCCAAACAUGUCGGUGUAAUUACUCAAACAUUUAAUACCAAUAUAGGUUAGGUUAAGUAAUGUGAUGGUGCAUCUGUUUUUUUUUUUCACAUACCUAUUUGCUUUUGUUUAUUCUUUAUUCGUUGUUUAUCGUAACAAAAUUAGAAUCUGUAACCAAAUACAAAGGCCAAAUAAUGCCAAUCAA